CACAGGUUCAUGACUCAUCAAUAUCAAUCUCAUUCCCUCACCAUUUUAUUAGCUUUAAAAGUGAGAAGUAAAUUAACUCAAGCAUCAAAGAACUGAAUUUAAUCUUCUGUUGUUAUUAAAGUUCAAUCUUACCGCUGGCUUAUGGAGUCUACUGGAAUUUUCGUGACGUCUUAACCUUAACCUAAAAAUGUGUGCUGGUGACAAACCUAAGACACCAAUAUGCAAAAAAAAAUAACAAAUAGUCAGCUGGAAUUUCAAGAAAUGAAUAACAGAAAUAAAAUAGUGCACUCGUGAGGAAAAAAAUCAUUCUGAAAAUUGGUGGAUAAUUCCAUGGUAUUUAUUAAUCAUCGCUUUGUCAGUGAAUUUUCUCGUAAGACUCAAUAGAUUACAAACGACUCCACUCGUUUCCAGUGUAAAAGUUUACUUUGGUCGAAAGUCCUGGAAUCAUUAAGAUUGGAGAAUAAACGAGAUGACUUGGUUAGCUCCUUGAUUUUCAUGAUAAUUGCUUGGAAUAAUACGUAUGAUUGAGGAUGGGAUAAAACGAGAGUGAGUUAUGAAAUGGCAAGUGAUUCAAAAAAGCGUCGACUUGAUCCGAACGUGACCCAACAUCCAGACAUGUUUUGCUGGGGCAGUACGGUACACGGUGAAUUGGGGCUGGGUGGUAUCGAGGACGAAAAUAUUCGAGUGCCUACAGAAGUGAGUUUCGCAAAAGCCAUACAGGUGGCUGAAAUAUCCUGCGGAGAGAACUAUACAGUCUUGAUGACCACCGAUGGCCACCUCUAUUCUUGUGGCAACAACGAUUAUGGACAGCUUGGGCACCUCCAACCCCGAAAAAGAUUUCAGCAGUUACCCUCAUUGGACGCUUUCAUCUUCAGGAAAAUCUCGUGCGGCGGCUACCACACUCUCGCGAUAAACGAGUGGGGUCAGCUGUUCACGUGGGGCUGCAAUUUCGAGGGCCAGCUAGGACUGAACAGUCAGAUACCUAUGGAGGAAACCCCCAGGAUGGUUAGGACCCUGAAUGCAAGUGUAAUUGUCCAAGUAUCUGGGGGCCUCAAGCAUGCCUUGGCUCUCACUAACAAUGGCGAAUUGUACUCGUGGGGAUCAAAUACUGAAGGUCAACUAGGCCUAGGGCUCGAGUCUCAAGCACAGCACAAACCCAGACUCAUUAGCUCUUUGGCUGGUGUGCCCAUCGCCUUCAUAGCAUGUGGUGGUUAUCACUCGGUUGUAGUGUCCAAAUCUGGGGCUAUUUACGUCUGGGGGAGGAAUACUUUUGGCCAACUGGGAAUUGCCAUUACAGGCAAUCUACAUUAUCCUCAUCAACUGAGGACACUCAGGUCCACGAGAAUUAGGUACGUUUCUUGCGGAGAGGACUUUACCGCUUUUCUUACCAUCGACGGCGGUGUCUUCACGUGUGGUGCUGGAAUGUACGGACAAUUAGGCCAUGGUACAAACAGCAACGAAGUUCUCCCUAGAAAGAUUAUGGAAUUAAUGGGUAGUAUAGUAACCCAGAUAGCCUGUGGGAAACGUCACAUGCUGGCUUUGGUACCUUCACGAGGUCGUGUAUAUGCCUGGGGUCUAGGAGGUGCUGGACAGCUGGGCAUCAAUGGUGCCAGAAGUGUUGCUAUUCCCCAGGUAGUGCUGGGCCCCUGGGUCUCACCAAAUGGCAGCUCAAUUUACACAAUCGACCGCCCCAAGAGCGAAUACAGUGUCGACUGCGUUGUCAGGCACAUUUAUUCCGGUGGGGACCACUGUUUCGCUAGCGUUAGCAAGAGGGAGGAAAAUGUAAAGCCAGAUGACUGCCGGUACUAUGAAAACUUUUCCCAGAUUCUCAUUGUCACUGAAGCGCGCCUGAUGGAAUGCCAGCGAGUAGCCAUGGGUGAGAUCCUCGAUCACGACCUCAUAACUUAUUUGGAGACUGUCUUUAGGAGUCAGGCCUGCAUCAAUGGCUCUUUCCUUCUGGAUGAUGAUCUACACUACGGAUGCUCCAGCAGACACUCUGGAGUAGAUGUGGAGAAGGCGUCCAGAAUGUUUGGAAUGAUAUCUGACGUUCAGAAUGCAACGAUUCUUGAACUGAUUUUCACAUCGAUUGGAGAGGGACUCAUUCCUUCUUUAAUAGCCUCUCCUCCUGAUGUGGAGACCCUCAGGGUUUACGUGGUGAUUCCACUGUAUCAUGGGUUUAUGGAUGUAAACAACAGGGCAAUUCUUCAAGUGCCCUUUGCCAGAGCUUUGCAGAGCCUUAAACCGGAGGCUAAGAGAGUCGUUGGCAUAUGGUGGACUCAUGCACCUGUUCAGGUAUACCAUAGAUUGAUCAGAGCAUACAAAGCGAUUAUUCUAUUGGUCCUAAAUCAGGCACAGAGAGAGAACAACUCAAUGUGCAAGGAUCCAUCAUUAAAAGUAGCCCUAGACGCCCUUCAGUUCAUCAACGAGCUAAAUAAAACCCAAGGAGAGGGUCUGAGGGUUCCCUACGAAAUGUUCUAUAUGCCAGAACUAUCCGAAUUAAUCAACAUUCGAGCCGACUAUAUAAAAUUCUACACUGGUAUCGAUCUCUACACUAUAGGUAUUCCCUUCUUCAAUUAUCCUUUCCUCUUUGAUGCCCAAGCCAAGACAAUUCUCCUGGAGACUGAUCAAGCGAUACAGAUGCACUCAGCCAUGAACGAAGCUGCCAGCAGGAAUAUCUUCUUGUCUGGAGCGGCUCCUCUAAGUGCCAGACAAUUCCUCAUACUCAACGUAUCCAGGGAAAAUAUUGUCGCUGAUACACUGAGGGAGUUGUCGGAGCACAACUCCAGUGAUCUCAAGAAACCUCUGAGGGUGAAGUUCCAUGGAGAAGAGGCUGAGGACGCUGGUGGUGUCAAGAAGGAGUUCUUUAUGCUUCUCCUGAAGGAAAUUCUUGAUCCGAAGUAUGGAAUGUUUAAACAAUUCGAGGAAACAAGGACCAUUUGGUUCAGCGAGGACUCAUUUGAGGGCGAGCGAAUGUAUUUUCUCAUUGGAGUCCUCUGUGGACUUGUUAUCUACAAUUUUAUAAUUAUCAAUCUGCCUUUUCCACUUGCUUUGUACAAGAAACUCCUUGGGGAGAAGGUGAUGUUGGCUGAUCUGAAGGAUUUGUCACCAGUCCUGGCUAAGAGUUUGACGAGUGUUUUGGAGUAUGGCAAUCAAGACCUUGAGGAUAUUUUUUGCCUUAAUUUCGAGGUGACUAGAGAGGUAUUUGGAGAGCAAAGGGUUUAUGAACUUAUUCCAGAAGGAAGCAAGACUCCAGUGACUAUCGAGAAUAAGAAGGAGUUUGUGGAACUUUAUGUGGAUUAUGUUUUUAAUAAAUCCGUGGAGUCACAGUUUGGGGCUUUCUAUAAUGGAUUUCAUAAAGUUUGUGGAGGACAUGUUCUCAAGUUCUUUCUUAGUCAUGAGCUGAUGGCUCUUAUUGUGGGGAAUGAAAAUUAUGACUGGAAGGAGCUAGAGGAAAAUGCGGGGUACAACGAGGGAUACACCAAGAAUGAUCCCACUAUUGUUAUGUUUUGGGAAAUUUUCCAUGAGCUUUCACUGGAGGAGAAAAAGAAAUUCUUGCUAUUUCUCACAGGCAGCGAUCGUAUUCCUAUUCAAGGGAUGAAAGCUAUUAAGAUUACUAUUGAACCAAUGAAUGACGAUAAAUACCUACCAGUAGCGCAUACAUGUUUUAAUCUCCUCGAUUUACCACGAUAUCAAACCCGGGAGAGACUCAGGUACAAACUGCUUCAAGCCAUUCAACAAACUCAAGGAUUCUCACUCGUGUGAGGACAACAUGUCAUUGCCAAUCUCUUGACUCGAUGUUUUAUAUUUUCUGUUAUGGCCAGUCGCUGGUCGCAGGUCUAUGUCAAAACGGAGGUGAUUUUGUUUUUUAAAUAAAAAAAAAUAUGUAUAUAAUUUGCUGUUGGCCUGGCCUAAGCUGAGUUUUUAUUGGAUUGCUUGGUUGGAAUAAACUGGAGGUAAUUGAAAGCCAUUUCUGGAAUGAAUAUUCAAGAAAGACGAGAGCUUUCCUCCAUUUUCAAUCCAGGCUUGAAGUCUGAAACAUAAGAAAAUUAGAGUAACUAGGUACUUGUUAGAUGACGCAUCUAUCAUCAGUGCGUGAGAUAACCUUUUUGUCCACGUGUUUACACCGUUUACACUCACACUCGAGGCAAAUAAGAAAUUCAAUUAAUAUUGAGUUAUUCAAAUAAACGAAAUAAUCCAAAUUCAAUAAAAAAUGAGCACAAGUACUGAAGAAAAGUCAUCCGCAAAUAAAGAAUCAUAUUCAGAAAUGAAGUCCACGAAACGACGACAUGCCAAUGAAAGUUAUAUGGAGGUUGAUAGUGUCAGUGGGAUUGAAGGUAAAGUGAAAAUGAGAUCUGCGUCAAAACGUUCGAAGAAUGUUCAAGGAGGUGAACACAGAAAG
Messenger RNA from Fopius arisanus, 4399 nucleotides. It is a transcript of the gene Herc4, whose product is annotated as HECT and RLD domain containing E3 ubiquitin ligase 4. Lineage: Eukaryota; Metazoa; Arthropoda; Insecta; Hymenoptera; Braconidae. The transcript is spliced from 6 exons. The record is from RefSeq and is a predicted model, not a curated record. Bases 559 to 3762 code for a protein of 1067 amino acids. Gene Ontology annotation, molecular function: ubiquitin-protein transferase activity.